AUGGAGCAUCUAAACAUUACACCAACCAGCAGCAGCCAACACUCCACCAAGAUUAGGGAGCGCGAUCUACUCAGAUUGCUCAUGACAAGGGAAAUGGCAACUGCUGAAUCGUCUCCAGUAGAGGAAGGAGUCACUCGCAAAGUAUCUUUUGAGGAUGAGGAUUUUGACGUGGCUGUCAAAAGUCCAAGAGGUCUGGAUGUAUUCGAUUCCUUUCGACUUUCUCCUCAUUCCAAAGAGAACAAAAUAUCAUCCUAUGCAAGAGAAACAAUCGUUGAGCCAGACCUGUCGGCAUUUUGGCAGUCCAACAUUGCAGUAAAACUUUUUUGUCCGGAACCGAAUGAAACUCCAGAGGAUGCGGUCAACAAGAUGAUUGACAUUCUCGAGCGCGCCACCACACAUCCCAAGAACUGCUGGUCUAUCGUUAAGGGAAGUCGAAGUGAUCUGAGGACGCUAAAGGAUGAAGACCUGUUUAGAGUAUUCACUAAGGCUGUAUACAUCAAAGAGACCUUGUAUCUCUCCCGAUCCACAAUCAAUGAGGGCAAUGCACGCUUUAGUUUUCGAAAAUGCUGCAAUCAAGUUGUUCAGAAUAUGGGAGGGCUAGUGAAACCUCAUGAUAUCACUGCUGGGUAUACUGUUGGAGAGUGGUUUCGCGACUUUCGAAGAGGCAGAGGGUUCACCCAUUACAAGUGCCAAUCGUCGUCGUCGUCGUCGUCCUUGCAACAAGAAGUGGCUCCGUUGCUGACGUUUUUCGAUGAAGAACCAGAUCUCUACAAGGUCUUCAAGUUUCAGUUGGUUUCAGAUAUAGCACGGUUAUCGGCAAAAAGAGCACUUUACAUGUUCUUGAAGAAUAUUAUUCCAAUGGCAUCCUCCAAGCGUCGGUGUGAAUCAGACGAUAUCAUUUUAGACUACGGAUUGGACGGUCUGCAGCAAUGGCAUUUCCAUGAAUGGCUGAAGGAUCAGGACUUUGUAGGCGAAACGUGUUCCGAUAGUGGUGAGAUCGUGUGGACCUAUAUGGAAACGGUUGACAUGUGA
Cylindrotheca closterium is the source of this 1032-nucleotide messenger RNA. NCBI's taxonomy places the organism in Eukaryota, Bacillariophyta, Bacillariophyceae, Bacillariales, Bacillariaceae. The record is from the annotation of a GenBank genome assembly.